CGCGUUCGAUUUGGUUGAUUGGAGCUUGCUGCAGGACUCGCUCGAGGACGCGGAUGCAAUCCUCGACCCGCAGUGGCUUGCGCAAGGCGCGACCACCUUCGCGGAUGAUUAUUUGCUUCAGGAUACAGCAGUGUCAUACCGAGAACUUGAGCGUGCACAUCAUCGCUUCGCCUCGGUCUUGGAUGCGCUUAUUGACCAUGGCAUGAAGAUCAAUACCCAAAAGUCAGCGUUCCUGAUGCGUCACAGAGGCCACUUCGCGCGCAAAUGGCUGAAACAGCACCUAGUCCGCACACCGGAGGGGUAUGUCAUCCGGAUCCGCACUCCCAAGGCUCGACUAUUUGAAUUCCCGCUGAAGGACAAACAUGUCUACCUGGGAGUCGUCAUCGGCUACCACUCACCGUCCAAACAAACGGUCACCCACCGUUUGCAAGAGGCCAACGGCACGUGGCAGCGCCUCCGGAAAAUAUUGUGCUCGCAAUCCUCUCUCCCCACACAGGAGCGGGUCAAACUUUGGCAGUCCACCGUCCUGCCAACCAUGCUCUACGGCGUGGCAGCCUCAUCCCCGGGACAUAAGGACAUUCAGCGUAUGCAGCAUGUGGCCACAAGGCACCUUCGGGCCAUUACCAGAUCAUUCGCCCACUUGAGCAAGGAACCCACCGCCACGCUGCUUGCCAGGAUCGGGGUUCAGCCACUUCAGCUCAGACUGGCGUCCGAAGCCGAGUCACUGUGUCAUACCCUUCUUAACUUGCAGAACCAGCUCCACCCGCUGGCAGCAGAGGUCAGGGACAUGGUCCGAGAGACGGCCGCCUCCUUGCAGGCUAAAUGUGUGAUAACUGGGGAAGAGACGGAGCCUGCGGAUGCCGCUGGCCUGGAAGCAUACACCUGUCAGGACUGUGGGGAACAUUUUCGGAUUGCCAAUCUGCGCCUUCUGCCACCACGACUUCAGAAGGUGGCACAAUCUUUCCCAGCAUAUUCGAUGGCACAGAUGCCACGCCUGGAGGCCUCAUCCUCCCCGCCGCUCAUCCAGUGGCAGCUAGUUGCCCAUGCUCUGGCCAAAGGUGCAUGGACUACACUACUGAACCAAUCCUCGGUCCAGGAGUAUCUUAAGCAUAGGAUCGACAUUGGUUCCAGUGCCCUGUUCUUAGUAUCUGCGCCUACCUGCAGAUUCGCCAUGACUCCGUCGCCCCAAGUGGACAUGGACCUGGAUCUCGAGGAGACCCAGUUCUUUCAGAGAUUCUCCACCAAGAGAGGAUUGGAUCUGAAGGCGGAGGAGAGCCAGAAAAGCCAGAGAACGGAAGCAGGCAGAGAGCCCAAAGGCAAGGGAAAGGGCAAAAGCAAGGGGAAGACGGGGGGAAAAGGCAAGGGAAAGGGCAAGCAAUUGCCCAAACCGACAUGGUCCAGCCAAUGGGAGGACUACGCCGAUGGUUACGGCCAGCACGGACCCCCGUGGACGGGCUCGCACGACAACCGGCCGGAGGAGCACCUGCAAUACCAUCUCAGGAAGCUCACCCAGGUGGUUCUCAGACAGGAACGCACCCUGGCUUCGGUUCGCCAGGACCUGGUCAUGCACCUUUUCGUGAAAACGGGGGAGGACAGUGGGAAUAUAAUCCCCACACUCUUCAGAGCAGCGGAAGUGUGGCGAGAGAUGAAGGAGCAAGAGCCGGCCAAGAUCCAGUACUCCUUAAAGAUCAUGUUGUUCAAGCAGCUGCUCAUGAGCCUCCACGAGCGGCUCCAGGAGACGGCAGCAAAUCAGGAGGCCAUGAAGGCGGCCCGGGAUCUGAACUGGAUCGACGGCCACCAGCAGUGGCAAGUCCUGCGUUGGUGUGCCGAGACCCAGCAGCUCAAGCUCGUACCACAGGCGGCCACCAAGUCUACCGAGGACCUACUCAGGCAGCUUGUGGAGAUCAGGAAGAACGUGACGGAGGAGACCUUACACCACUUCAAGAGCGUCCGCAAGCUGGUGCCCAAUCCGACAACGCAGUGGGUACAGUUCCAGGUCGAGGUCUCUCUCAGGCCGGGCGGUCACCCAAUAUGGACCAUCCUUCAGGAAUGGGUGGGCAUGGCGGCAUGGCACACAAUCGGUUGCCGACUCCGUCGAGAUCGCCCGGGCUACGACAAUGCGAUCGACGAGCUGUACCAGCUGAACCGGUGGUGA
Molecule: messenger RNA, 2155 nt
Organism: Symbiodinium sp. CCMP2456
Lineage: Eukaryota; Dinophyceae; Suessiales; Symbiodiniaceae
Source: the annotation of a GenBank genome assembly